This is a messenger RNA of Meloidogyne enterolobii, 1114 nucleotides long. Lineage: Eukaryota; Metazoa; Nematoda; Chromadorea; Rhabditida; Meloidogynidae. The record is from the annotation of a GenBank genome assembly.
UCCUAAGAGAGCAGCAAAGCAAGCUAAAAAUUACAAGCGUCGGGAAAGAAAGCUUAAGAAGUUGCUUAUGGUUAGUGGUCGGGUAAAAAAAUUAAAGAAGUUAAAAAGAAGCCGUAAAGGAGGAGAAUAUGUUUCUGGGAGCUUUCGUCGUUUUAUGCAAUGGAAAAAGAAAAAAGCCUGGCUUCUUUUCGCAAAAUGCCAACCAAAUCCUAUUUGCUCAGUUGAUUUACAUGGAAAUGCUUUUUAUAAUUGGGGUUUAGUUUCAUCGUUCAAAACUGUUUGGAAAGGCUCAAAACGGGAUACACAACAAGUUUAUGGAAAAAAAAGGCCUUCUGUUUUUUCUUCACUAUUACCUGCAGCACCGAUUCGUUGUUAUAGUUGUAGACGUUUUAAGAAAAGUCAAACAUUAAUUGUUCAUAUGUGGGUAAAUAGAAUUAAGACAAUUGGUCUUGUUCCACCAUUACAAUUUGAUCAAGAACUUCCAAAUAAAUUGUCUGUCUGUCUUCGAUGUGGGAAAGAAUAUUUUCAUGUCAGCAAGAUAAAGUUGGCAAUGUUCUCUUUAGUGUUCCGACAAAAAAUUUUUGAUGAAAAAUUAGGAGAUGAUCUCAAAAAUCCAAUAAAGAUUGAAGAAAGAUUUAAACCUUCAAUUGUCCAUUUGGCCUUAAAAACUAUUUUUGAUAUUAAUGCUCGAAUUCAUUGUUUGAGAGUUGAUAAAUUAUUAGAUUUUGCAAAAGAAUAUAAAAUUCCCUCUAUUUUAGGAAGUAUUGAGGAUUCUUUAAUAAACAGUAGAAAAUGCAAACAUUUUAAUUUUCAACAAAAAAUUGAAUUGGCUUACAAAUAUGGAUUGGAUGACUUAAAGAAUAAUUUUUGUCAACUUAAUAAUUCAAUUGAAUUGAUAGAACAGAAUUUAAAUAUUGAGAAAUUACAUUCGGAAUUUAAAGAUCAAUUACAAAGAAAAUUAGCUUGUAUGAAAGCUGCUGAAAAAGCUGGAUUAGCAAGAACUAAUGAGAGGAAACAAGAAAGAGCCAGAAAGAGAAAGGCAAGUAAAGCAAUUAAGAAAGCAAAAAAAGCAGCGAAUGAAGAAGAAAGUUCAAAAGAUAAUGGAAAAACUUAA